Fulvia fulva is the source of this 369-nucleotide messenger RNA. RefSeq lists its product as uncharacterized. NCBI's taxonomy places the organism in Eukaryota, Fungi, Ascomycota, Dothideomycetes, Mycosphaerellales, Mycosphaerellaceae. The record is from RefSeq and is a predicted model, not a curated record. The transcript has a single exon. The coding region runs from base 1 to 369 and encodes 122 amino acids.
AUGCUGCGCGACACUAACUUGACUUUCGAGACUACCAAGAUAUCGUCGCAUGAAGAGAUUCUCGCCUUUAAGGUCUCCAUCGGCAAGUCGAAGUGCAACGACAACCCGCACCACGACUCAGAGGGAUGCGAGGACUGCGCGUACCUGAAGCAGGAAGCGGAGAAGAGAGAGGAACAAGAGCGCCUCGAGAAGGAGGCCAAGAAGGAGACGGAGGCAGCCGAAGAGGCUGCUAAGAAGAAGAGGGAGGAGGAGGAGGAAGCCUGCCGCGGCGAUCCGUGCAGUAACCCACGCCACUACUUGAGUGGCGACACGGUGCACUGCAUCACUGAUGCAGAGAAGGUGAUGCGUUCGAAGGAGCUAUACGACUAG